UUGGUAGGAGGAAUAAAUUCUUCCGCUUAUUUUUCAAUCAUAACUAAAUGAAAUUUGGCACUGCUUAAAUUAUUAAACUAUUUUUCUUCCAAAUUAAGUGCAACAAUAACAAUAAAACCUGGCUAAUAUUAUUAGCUAGAAAAUAGCCAUAAUAAUUGCAAAAUAGGACGCCGUGUUUACAUUAUUAUUAUCGUUCAAACACACUUAUCAAAAACGCCGUAACUUCUCAUUAUCACACUCAAAACACGAAAUACUUCGUGGUUUCGCUCGUCUGGUUAAUAAAGCUGAGUACAACUGAGUAAACGGAGCGAGUGUCAAGAUAAAAAUCAGAAGGCACAACGUCAAGAGUCUACACCUAAACGCUUGAAGCUAGGUAUUUGUCGUCCCAACAGUUCAGUUGUCGUCGCCACUUUGCUCGCGUUAAACGUGCCACUUCCAAUUGACACAGAAACAGUUUGAUAACUGUUGACCAAAAAAAAAAAAGCAAAAAAUAUCACGCUCGCAGCGAACGGAAGUUAUUGCGUACAAUAUAAUAUUCUAAAUAAGCACAUAUUUUUUAAAAAAAAAUAAUACAUUAUGUCCGACAAAAUCAGCGUUUGCAUUGUAGGCUCUGGAAAUUGGGGUUCUGCAAUUGCUAAAAUUGUGGGUGUAAACUGUGCUACCCUGCCACAAUUCGAAAAAUGUGUGACAAUGUACGUUUAUGAAGAGAUGAUCGACGGCAAAAAGCUGACUGAAAUCAUAAAUACUACCCAUGAAAAUGUUAAAUAUUUGCCAGGACAUAAAUUGCCAGAGAAUGUGGUUGCUGUGCCCGAUCUAAUUGACGCCUGCAAGAAUGCCGACAUACUCAUCUUCGUCGUGCCACAUCAGUUCAUUCCGAACUUCUGCAAAACACUUUUGGGCAAAAUCAAGCCCAAUGCCGUUGCCAUUUCGCUCAUCAAGGGUUUCGAUAAGGCCGAGGGUGGUGGCAUCGAUCUAAUUUCCCACAUCAUUACCCGCCAUUUGAAGAUUCCCUGCUCUGUGCUGAUGGGCGCCAAUUUGGCCAAUGAAGUGGCACAGGGUAAUUUCUGCGAGACCACCAUUGGUUGUCAGGACAUCAAGUAUGCCAAAACACUGCGUGAUCUCUUCCAAUCGCAAAACUUCCGCGUGGUUGUGGUAGACGACUCUGAUGCCGUUGAAGUUUGUGGUGCGCUCAAGAACAUUGUUGCCACCGGCGCUGGCUUUGUCGAUGGCCUUGGUUUGGGUGAUAACACCAAAGCGGCUGUUAUCCGUUUGGGUCUGAUGGAAAUGGUACGCUUUGUGGAUGUCUUCUACCCAGGCAGCAAAUUGUCGACGUUCUUUGAAAGUUGCGGCGUUGCUGAUCUGAUCACCACCUGCUAUGGUGGCCGCAAUCGUCGUGUUGCUGAGGCUUUCGUGAAAACCGGCAAAACUAUUGCGGAACUAGAAACCGAACUGCUCAAUGGCCAGAAAUUGCAGGGUCCACCCACGGCUGAGGAAGUGAAUUACAUGUUGAAGAAUAAGGGCUUGGAAGACAAAUUCCCACUCUUUACGGCCAUUCACAAAAUCUGCACAAAUCAAUUGAAAGUUCAAGAUUUAAUUGAUUGCAUACGUAAUCAUCCCGAGCACAUGGACGAGCCCAUUAUUGUGCAACCAAAAUUGUAAAUUCCUACAGCGUUUGCACAAAAAUAAUAUAUAUAAAUUUAAAUAUAUAUAUAAAAGUCACACAACUAAUUGGAUUACUGGAAAGAAUUAACAAAAACACGCGAGAGAAAGAGAACGACGGUGCGUGUACUAUAAAGAGAACGUUUCCAAAAUGCACACUUGCCUACUUAAACACUGUUCUCUGACGCAUACAAGGACUAAAAACGCAAAAUAAUUAACAACAAAAACAAACAAAUUGUAAUUUUAAAUUUCCGCAGUCGCACUUCACUCAUCUUCCUUCCACGAAUCAAUAUCACAGCCUACAACUGUUUCAUGAGCGUAUGCCGCCAAUUCAUCUCCCCUCAGCAUAAGUGUGCACAAGAAGGAUCGAAUUUUCGUGGCUCCUGCGCCUAAAAACUAACAAAAUGCAUUGAUCUGUCGCAGUGCGAUUUAUGUGUAUUUGUAUACAUUACGUUUAUUGCAGUUAUUGUAUAUUAUGAAGUCUAUAUAUAUGCUAUAUAUGUAUGUAUAUGCAUAUAUGUAUAUAUAAAUGCAAGAUAUAUUUGUAAAUAGCUAUAAAUCAUAUUUGCUUUGAAUGUUUAAUUCUAUAAUUGUUAUAUUGAUAAAAUUAAUUUUAUAACAAAAAUGUUAAUAAUAAAAAGAAAUGGUUUUGUAAAAAAAUCUAACAUUGCAAUCA
Messenger RNA from Bactrocera neohumeralis, 2335 nucleotides. RefSeq names its product glycerol-3-phosphate dehydrogenase [NAD(+)], cytoplasmic (gene Gpdh1). The transcript is spliced from 9 exons. The record is from RefSeq and is a predicted model, not a curated record. Gene Ontology annotation, cellular component: cytosol; glycerol-3-phosphate dehydrogenase (FAD) complex. Gene Ontology annotation, biological process: carbohydrate metabolic process; glycerol-3-phosphate catabolic process. Gene Ontology annotation, molecular function: glycerol-3-phosphate dehydrogenase [NAD(P)+] activity; NAD binding; protein homodimerization activity. The coding region runs from base 577 to 1659 and encodes 360 amino acids. NCBI's taxonomy places the organism in Eukaryota, Metazoa, Arthropoda, Insecta, Diptera, Tephritidae.